GGCUCACAGGAGCUGACGGGAACAUAGUCAUGAGACAUAGGCUGGAAGAUAUAUUAUUUAUAACACUCGCGUUCGCCUUCCCAAUGCAACGUCGCUUCUCACUAUUUUGAUUUCAGAAACCAGAGAUCAAAUGCCGACAGCCACGAACAUCCCAAAAACUGCUCGAGCAGCGGUGCUGACACAUUGCGGAAAACCUUAUGAUAUCAAAGAGUUCCCGGUCAAACAACCCUCAGAACUGGCGGUCGGAGAAUGCCUCAUCAAGAUGGAAUAUGCUGGAUGCUGUCAUUCGGAUUUGCAUGUUCGAGAUAACGAUUGGGGUCCACCGCCUCGACUUCCGCUCGUUGGAGGACAUGAAGGUAUUGGCCACGUUGUAGCAAUCGGUGAACACACCCAGACUAAGGUGAAAGUUGGAGAUCGGGUUGGGUUGAAAUGGAUUGCUAGGUCGUGUUUGAGGUGUGACUUGUGCAGACGCGGGAAGGAGAGCUCUUGCCCGUUCCAGCGCAGUCAUGGUUUUACCGACCAUGGCACCUUUGCUGAGUACUGUGUGUCAUAUACGGACUACGUGACGCCUAUUCCAGAGAGCCUGGAGAGCGCUGCUGCUACUCCAAUUCUCUGCGCGGGUGUCACUGUAUACAAAGCACUGAAGGAAACGAAAGCGAUAAUCGGCGAAUGGGUAGCCAUCUCGGGAGCUGGUGGAGGUCUCGGACAUUUGGCGGUACAGUACGCCGUCGCGAUGGGAUUCCGCGUUAUUGCGAUCGAUUCGGGCUUAUCCAAGAAGGAACUGUGCCACAAACUUGGCGCGGAGAAGUGGGUUGAUUUUAUGGAGUCGAAGGACGUUGUCAAGGAAGUCCAAGAAGCAACAGGAGGAUUGGGUUCUCAUGCAGCAGUGAUCGCUGUCGGCAAUGCUACCCCAUUCAAUCAAGCCCUGUUAUAUCUACGUCCUAGCGGAACCCUAGUUUGCGUCGGCGUGCCUGCCGCGGGUGCGAUGUUAAACGUUCCAUUGAAUAUGCUAGUUCCCAAGUGCUUGAACAUCGUUGGAACAUCAACCGGAAAUCGCCAGGACAUGGCAGAGGCUUUGAAUAUCGUUGCAAGUGGGAAGGUCAGAUGUCACCAUGAGGUUAAGCCUCUAGAUGAAGUUAACAACGUGAUGGAAGACAUGCAUCAAGCGAAGCUUACUGGGAGAGUGGUUCUCAAGAUUCAAUAGUGUAUGUAUGCCACUGUAAUCAUUGCCACGGUAAUGUAAAUUCAAGAGGCUGG
Molecule: messenger RNA, 1257 nt
Organism: Marasmius oreades (fairy-ring Marasmius)
Lineage: Eukaryota; Fungi; Basidiomycota; Agaricomycetes; Agaricales; Marasmiaceae
Exons: 11
Coding region: 131-1204 (357 amino acids)
Molecular function (GO): oxidoreductase activity
Source: RefSeq, a predicted model, not a curated record